Messenger RNA from Amphiprion ocellaris (clown anemonefish), 4403 nucleotides. RefSeq names its product zinc finger protein 239-like. Gene Ontology annotation, cellular component: nucleus. Gene Ontology annotation, biological process: regulation of transcription by RNA polymerase II. The transcript has 7 exons. The coding region runs from base 2775 to 3890 and encodes 371 amino acids. Gene Ontology annotation, molecular function: DNA-binding transcription factor activity, RNA polymerase II-specific; RNA polymerase II cis-regulatory region sequence-specific DNA binding. Lineage: Eukaryota; Metazoa; Chordata; Actinopteri; Pomacentridae. The record is from RefSeq and is a predicted model, not a curated record.
UCACCAAUUGAUCUCUGCAUGUUUGACUGUGGGAAGAAGCUGGUGAAAACCCACACAUGCACAGGGAGAACAUGCAAACUCCACACAGAAAGAUUCCUGGCGGGGCCGGGAUGCGAACCGGGGACCUUCGAGCUGUGAGGCAACUGUGCUCACCACCAAGUCACUGUGCAGCCCCAUGCCCAAUUCAAUACAGAAAAUCAUUCUCGAACUGACUAAUCUUGAAGCAAGGCGUUUUGUCCCCUUGAUAAUGAAAGGAAUGGAAUUCUAGUUUAGUUUUUGAAAAAAACUGGACUGAUCAAAAUAACACAGUGUUUGUUCAGACAAGCAUGGGGAAGUAUUAUUUUUCAAAGAUGCUAGAUGGCUGGCCACACUCCCACACUGUAGGGGGCGGUAAUGGAGGUUAGUUCUGCCUUUACGCUGGUUUCCACCAAGAAGAGGAGCGAGAACGUCAUAGUGACGUCACUCAGUUGGACGGCUGUGUGCGUGGCGGUACUGGCAGAAGACAGGCAGCGGAGACGAAGAGGACUUGCCUAACUACACCAGUUUCUCCUGCCUAGCCACUGGUUUAUUGGCACUGCAAAAACAUCAACACAAAUGCACUGGAAUGCAGUCUAGAUCUGAAUAAGCAGUUCACUUUCCAGACGAAGCAGAUGAUCACUUUUUGGCACAGCACCUGUCUCUAAACAAAGACUACUGAUCUGAAACGUGUUGACAGGAAGAAAAGCCUUUGGAGGACAUGAACCUUUGCCAGUGAUCUAGGGAAAUGAGUUCUCCAGAAGAGGUGAGCUCAAAGAUAUAUUAACAAAAUUGUUGUGAUUGUGAUCAAAACAAACUAUUUUGGCCACCACAUAGGCAUCAGAUUUUUUUUUUAACUUAUGCAGAUUCCAGUAAUACUGUAGUACCAAUGGAUCAUUUUUUUUUAAUAGCAGACAUUUUGACUUGUAGCAGGUAAAGAAGAUGUGUUCAAUUAAGUUGACCUAGUUCCAGUAUCCUUUUAUUGUGUCAUAGCCCUGUGCGUAAAUUAAGGCUGGAGGAUCAAUGGACUUUAGAAAAUGGGAAACUCACAUCACUGUUAGUGGUAUAGCACAUUUUGAACAAGCAUUGAGCAAAAGUGCUUUCCAAUAGAGGAACAGUGUGACAUUACAAAUUUAUUCCCCAAGUUUAAAUAGCAAAGUCAGUUAACAACCAUAUUAGUUAUUAUAUGAAUUUACCUCACUAAUUUAAAUAAUAAUGCUGGAAUCCUUAUAAUUAUUAUAAUACAAAUUUACUGGACUAAUGUAAGCAAUUAAAAUUAGGACCCAACAUUUAUAUAUAUAAUACAAAUUUAAAUUAGAAAUUUAAAAUUAGAAUUUAAUGCUUUCCUAUUUAUUGCAUCAUAAACCUUAUUUUGCACAGUUCAUCACACCAGAUCUGUUCCUAAGUAGCCUAUAAAUGCUUUUUCUCUAUUCGUGAUCCAGACGAUAGAUCUCUCUCACUGAGCCUGUGUAUCAGGGGCUCUCUGUCAUUCUGCAGCAUGCUGCAUUACACACACAUACACACACUUCAGCCAGGUUCACACUGCAGGAGUUUUUAAAAUCAGAAUACAUUUUGAAAAUGGGUUGCAUCACACGCAUAAAAAAAUUCCCAAAUAUUCUUUUCUCUAAGCUUUAAUCAGGACUGGAAAAUAAUGGUGCGUCACACAGUACAGGAUAUUUUUAGGAUUAUUGUGCCUUAGGGAGCAGCUGAGGAGCAGUGGACUACAUCAUGGGAUCUCAUGUGGUUGAAGAUGUAACCAAAAUAGAGACUGUGGUUUAUUAACUUGCUGUAAUGCUAAUGAUACUUUGCAAUGACAAAAAAAAAGCAAAAGCAGAAGGUCAAGCUCAUCAGGAUGAGAAAAUGUUUGAUAAAAUGAAUUCAGAACAGUGAUUAAGAGUGGAUUGUUAAACCUUUCACAUUUCCAACAUUUGUUUAGAGCAAGGUUCCAGGCCACAUUUCAGAGAGUGAAACAGGUAAAUCAUCCCAAAAGCUCUUGUGGCCUGAGCCAAGCCUUAAACGCACACACACAUAUAUACCUUGCUCAAGUUGCAGUGAUGGAGAGAACUAAGCUUUAGAAAGCACAGUGACACUUGAGUAGCGGUGAGGCUGACAGUGCUUGUUGCCUGCCUUGCAUGUAAGAGCCAUACACUACAUAAAAACGAUGCACAUAGCCACCGUGAUGUUACAUGUUGGUUUGCGGAUUGAUAAAGUGAAGCCCAGAGUUUGCUACUUCCCAGUCACCAUCUUGGAAUUUUUGGAGCCAGAAGAGACCAUAUUUGAAAAAGAGGGCGGACUAGGAUAGCAGCGAGGGGCGAGGCGAACACUCUUCCUGUCCACCUUUAUUGGACUGACUGCUGCUGCAUUUUGCAAUACCGGUGCUAACAAAGUCAAGGCCACUUAGCCUUCAUAAGUAGAGGGUAUCUCCACAGAAAAAGCAAUGUUACUGAGGGCUGGUCACCAUGCCAUGAGCAUCUACGCUGAAGCACAGAGCUUGAUCUGGAUCAUUAGGGACGGCUGUGUCCAGUGUGGGCUACAGAGGACAUGAACAUUCAGCUGUAGCUGUCUCAAGUGGAACAGGCUUCUCCCUUUCUUCAUCCAGUCCCUGUGAGGAAGAUCAGCACUUAUGUCCUCCUCAUCCACUGCUAUAGGAAUGAUGUGACAAUUGUCUCAACCCUCACAGCAGCAAUGAUGAAUAACCUUCACCACUUACACCUGGAGUAUCCAGACAUGAACCUCAUCUUCUCUGGCACCACGUGGAGAUGCAGUUGAAAUCAACAGACUCAGACAGAAGCAGACCUCAUCAGUGUCAGGAGUGUGGGAAAUCUUUCAGUCGAAUCUGCAGCCUAAGAAGACAUGAAGUAACUCAUACUACGGCAAAACUAUACCACUGUGAACAAUGUGGCAGCAGUUUCAGCCAACUAAAUGCUUACAAGCUGCACUUGUAUACUCACCCUGAGGAAACAUCAUACGGCUGUGACCAGUGUGGAAAGGAUUUUAGCGAUCAGAGUUCAUACAGGAGACACCUUCGUGACCACACUGGACCAUACAAGUGUGACCAAUGUGAAAAGAGUUUCAGUUACUACAGUAUUUACAAGAUACACAUGCGUGUGCACACUAAAGAAAAGCCAUACUUGUGUGACCAGUGUCCCAAAAGUUUCAGUUUUUUAAGUUCAUACAAGCGACACCAGCUUAGCCACAGUGGAGAAAAGCCAUACCAGUGUGAUUUUUGUGGAAAGAGUUUUACCCAAUCUGGACAUUUCAGUCUGCAUCUGCGGAACCACACUGGUGAGAAACCAUAUGAGUGUAACCAGUGUGACAAGAGCUUUAGUGACCUAAGUAGUUACAAAAUACAUUUACGUGUCCACACAGGAGAGAAACCAUACUGCUGUGACCAAUGCGGCAGGAGUUUUUCUCAGUUAGGUAAUUAUAAAUCACACUUGCGUAUCCACACAGGAGAAAAACCUUUCCAGUGCGAAUUGUGCAAGAAAAGUUUCUCUAUUUCUAAAACUUAUAAACAGCAUGUGCACACUCACACUGGAGAGAAACCACAUAAGUGUAAAGAUUGUGGGAAAGGUUUUGGUCGUCUGAGCAACUACAUGCGCCACCUUCGUAUCCAUACUGGAGAGCAACCAUUCUGCUGUAAUCAGUGUGGGAAAUGUUUCAAUAGUUCCUACAGUUACAGCCGUCACCUGCGGGUUCACACUGGAGAAAAACCAUACUGGUGUUCACUGUGUAAGAGACUAUUUACCCGAUCACAGUCCUUGAAGAAGCACCGAUGCAUUGAAACAGAUGAAGAGAGUUUGACCAUGAGUAACAAAGACAUGCGAGUGAGCUGCUUGCCAACAGCCAACAGCAACCAACAACCAUCAGCAUAAGCUAGGAAGAGGACAUGCUGUUGAUUGUUUUCAAUACACGAAAGAAUUCAUCAGGUAUUGGGUAGACAAGAUGAGUCAUUGUAGGAUUAUUUCACUGUUGAAUUUGGUCUUGAUUCUCUGAAUUCUUGAACAUUAGAGAAUUCUUAAUCUUGUAGUCAUUCCGUAGACAUCGUUAUAUAAAAUAGGCAAUUGUAGAAUUUCAGCAACUAAUUACUUUAUUGAAAAAGGUUCUGGGGUUCCAUCUGUUGGUCAUUUCAAGAAUGGCAUUGUGACAGAUGGCUGUCAUUACACCACUAGGAACCAGAAUUGUCAUUCUGGGUGUUUGGGUGUAUUGGAAUACUUGUGUUUAAUUGUGGCCGUGAGAAAGAAAAAUGCUCAUGACAUGCUCACAAAAAGUCAUCGGUCACAAAUGUCUGCAUCUCAGACAGAAACCACUGUUAUUGAUCCUGCUCACUCUGGCCUUUUGUGUAUCUGACAAAGAUCAGGCAUUGAAUAAAUGAUUGGGAUUGGUUA